GUUUUGGCGAACCAGCAGAUGGCGGCUUCCCACUUCUGCGCGAGACGCGGAGGAAUCAGCACGAGGACAGCGGGGCUCUGCUAGUGCAGCGCGAGCGAGCGGACCUGAAGAGAAGCAACAGACCGCAGGAGUUUUUCGCCGCUUGUUCCGCGAAAGCCAGAAGAAAGUGGACAUUAAAGCAGCAACAACGCGGGAGCUGAAGGAGCAGAAACGGAAGAAGUUGGAUUCUGUGCGGACGGAGACGAGACGACAGUCUGCGCAGGAGCUAGAAACUGUAUUACACGGCAGCGGCCUCUCACCAUGCAGCACUACGGGGUCAACGGCUACUCUCUGCACGCCAUGAACUCCCUCAGCGCCAUGUACAACCUGCACCAGCAGGCCGCGCAACAGGCGCAGCACGCGCCCGACUACCGGCCGUCCGUGCACGCGCUCACGCUGGCGGAGAGACUAGCAGACAUCAUCCUGGAGGCUCGCUACGGCUCUCAGCACCGCAAACAGCGCCGGAGCCGCACGGCCUUCACCGCACAGCAGCUGGAGGCGCUGGAGAAGACCUUCCAGAAGACGCACUACCCGGACGUGGUGAUGAGAGAGCGCCUGGCCAUGUGCACCAACCUGCCCGAAGCCAGAGUGCAGGUUUGGUUCAAAAACCGCAGAGCCAAGUUCCGCAAGAAGCAGAGGAGCCUCCAGAAGGAGCAGCUUCAGAAGCAGAAGGAGGCAUCGGGCGAAGGAGGAAGCGAGAAGGAGGACGGACCCCCGUCCACCACCAUCCUCCCAGACGCCCAGGUCCCCCCUUCGUCCUCCUCCUCCACCUCCUCCUCACUGGAGACAGAGGGUCCCGCGGUCCACCCGGUCCCACUGGACAUGGAGCUGAACGUGACGUCGGCAGAACAUUCAGGCAGCGAAUCUGCCACAGAAGACAACGCCACGGACAAGGAGGAGGAGAGUAAAUGUCAAAGGGAGGAAAUGAAGUGCGAGAGAUCAGCGACACCCGGAGACGUCUCCCCCUGCAAAAGACUCAGUCCUAAGCCAGACUCCCCCCUGGCCUCUCCGUCGGUGACCCCCUCCUCCACCAGCAGUGGCCUGACGGGCAGCGGCCCGCUCUCCCAGGGCCACUCCUACUCCUCCUCCCCCCUCAGCCUGUUCCGCCUGCAGGAGCAGUUCCGCCAGCACAUGGCCGCCACCAACAACCUGGUGCACUACCCCGCGUUCGACCUCGCCGCCCCCUCCUCACUCCCGUACCUGGGAAUGAACGUCAACAUGCCCCCGGCGCCGCUGGGCUCCCUGCCGUGCCAGACCUACUACCAGUCGCUGUCCCACCACGCCCAGCAGGUGUGGAGCAGCCCGCUGCUGCAGGCGUCGGCCGCGGGCGGCCUCCCCGGCCACAACAGCAAGACCACCAGCAUCGAGAACCUGCGGCUGCGGGCCAAGCAGCACGCCGCCUCGCUGGGCCUGGACGCCAUGUCUAACUGAGCCCGCGCGAGGAGGAGCCCCGGCCUGCGAUCUGUGGCUGUAGCUGGACAGGAGCUGACUCUGGAACCUAAACGCGCUCCGUUUCCACUGACUCGCUUUCACAGCUGCUCGUUUGACCUGUUUGAAAAAACCAACAGAACAUCCGCAACUCACGCGUGGCGAUGAACACAUUCCUCACUAUGAAGCCGCUUAAUGCUAAAAAAGGAAUGAUGGAAGCGCUCGGUUUAAAAAAAUCCAGAUGUUUACAGUGAUAAUGUGAAUAAAUGAGGCACUUUGGGAGCAAAAAGGUUUGUCGGCCGGGAGGAAAAACAUUGUGAAGCUCAUGCAGUAAAGAGGCCGUUUCUGUCAAAGUGCCAUUGACAUUUCAAUUAAGCAAUGUGGUUAUGUACAUAGCAUGUGCUCCAUAACAGCACAUAAAUAAAAAUAAACUCUAGCCAUGUUCUCCUCAACAGCAUAAUUAAAAGUGAUUAAUUUACCAGUUUAAUGGCCAGUAACGUGCCACUUUUUACACACGCUGACUUAAUAAUGAGAAAAUGAUUUCAGUGAGUAAAUUCUCAAAGCUGUUAAUUACAUUUUGCCCCGGGCUGAAGGAGCUGGGGCAGAUGCAAUUAUGAACAUGCAUAACAUUUAAACAUUUAAAGGCCUGUACACUACGUGGCAACGUGACUGACGCCACAUUAUAACACGAUGAUUAGAUGAUGGUGAAGAAAUCUGGGCAAAUGUUGACUUGACUCCUGUUUUCCCAGCAGUUCUUCACUUUAAUGUUCUGUGGAGGAAACAUGCAGCUUCUCACUGAAAGUCCGACUGACUGUUAGCACUUGAAGAGGACGGCACACAUCCCUGAUGUUUUCUGUCAUUGUGUUCAUAUGGAGAAAAAAAGCACAUCAUUUUAAUGUAAAAUACAAAGUCUAUUAAUGUUUACUGGUAAGGUCAUUGUAAAGUUCCUAUUAUGUUGUAUAAUUGAUGGACUCAGACAAAGUUCCUGUUGCUGUCGGGCUGUAAAGCAUUUGCUGAGCUCACCCACAGCAGCGGGCUCACUCUCUCACCCUCUGUCUGUGUACUGAUCCUGGGCUGAGUUCAUUCUUUCAGCGUGUUCAGUCCUUCUCUUAUGAAAUGAUCAAUAUAUAUGCAUUGCAGGAAGUCACCACCUGUAUUUUGCAAUUAAUCAGUAAGAAAACCCUGAAGUCAAAGGAAGUGACUUAUUUACCUGAGUUGUCUGUGUACUGCUGUCUGACUCUAUCGUCAUUGAGUCCUGUCGUUGCUAUUACUCCCCAACUGCUCGGUCCAGUGGUAGAUAGAUUUUUAACGGUGGAGGACAGAGUGGUCCUUCCUAACAAUGUAGACUUGAACUAGUGUUGUAAAAUGGUCAUCAAAUAAAAACAUUGCUUGGAGAUCUUUAUAAUGAAAA
This is a messenger RNA of Betta splendens (Siamese fighting fish), 2878 nucleotides long. RefSeq names its product diencephalon/mesencephalon homeobox 1a (gene dmbx1a). Lineage: Eukaryota; Metazoa; Chordata; Actinopteri; Anabantiformes; Osphronemidae. Gene Ontology annotation, biological process: regulation of transcription by RNA polymerase II. Gene Ontology annotation, molecular function: DNA-binding transcription factor activity, RNA polymerase II-specific; RNA polymerase II transcription regulatory region sequence-specific DNA binding. The transcript is spliced from 5 exons. The coding region runs from base 301 to 1470 and encodes 389 amino acids. The record is from RefSeq and is a predicted model, not a curated record.